CUCCUGCUGGCAGCGGCGUUUGUCUCCGAUGCGCAGUACAACAGGAAUAUUCCUUUUAAGACGUCCCCGGAGGCGGUCAGGCUUUAUCAUCUCUAUAACCAUUGGAUGAUGAGAACAACCACCUACUUUUUCAUCUUUCUCAACCUGUCCCUUGCCAUAUUUGAAGAGCCUGCUGUGUAUCCACUCCCUUUCCUGGCCACGUCUGUGGUGGAGGUGUUGUGCCUUAUGGUGUUCUUUGGUCGACUGACACAUUUUGCCAAAGUCACCUUGUACAACGUGUUCUGGAAGGACACCAAGAACAUCUGCAUCAUGGUGGCAAUUCUAUUAUCCCUAACAGACUUGGCCAUAUAUGGGAUCCUCAGGCUGUACAAUGUGAGGAGCAUCCGGUGGUCCAGAAUUGUGAGGCCCAUUUUCCUGAUCAACUUUGCAGAGAGUCGCCAGAUUCGGAGAGCCUUCCGCAGCAUCCGCAACACGCUGCCAGAGAUCACCUACGUCUUCUUGCUCUUCAUGUUCAGCCUUCUCAUGUUCUCCCUCAUGGCCUUGAAGCUAUUUGGAGAGAGGAAUCUGCAGACAGCAGAAGGCUUGCCAUAUUUCAAAAACUACUUGGAAAUUGUGUUUGACCUCUAUGUGCUGGUGACGACAGCAAACAGCCCAGAUGUCAUGAUGCCAGCAUUUGACUUCAGCUCCUGGUAUGCCCUGUUCUUCAUUGCCUUCGUCAUUGUCAACACUUAUAUCUUCAUGUCUCUCUUCCUGGCUGUGGUGUACAACAACUACAAAAAGCACCUGAAGAACGAGAUCCGUAAGCUUGCCUACAUGAAGCGCCGCAAGAUGAUAGAGGCCUUCAACCUCCUGAAGGAACAGGAGGGAGAGCAGUUUGUAGUUAGAGAAGCCCAGUGGAAGCAGUUGGUCAAGCUGGUGGCUCCUGAGACCAGCAACUCCCACCGGGAGCUGCUGCUCCGCAUCUCGGAUGAUGAGCAGAAAGGGUUUGUAGACAAGAAGUCUUUUGUACAACUGGCAGAUCUCCUAAACAUCCAGGUGGUCACCCUGAAGAUCCGCAGCCAUCCGCUGGCGCAGUGGAUGCCUCGUGUGUACAAAUCCACAGCAAGUCGGCUCCUGCGCAGCAUGGUGAGGCACAGGGGUUUUGUUUGGACUUAUGAUGCAAUCAUCCUCAUAAAUGCCAUCUUCAUCGCUCUGGAUGAGGAAACCCCUUACAUUUCUUAUGCAGAGUGGGUGUUCCUUGCUCUGUAUAUCGUUGAGAUACUCUUGAAGGUGUACACCUACGAACCGAGGGCAUUCUUUGGCAAAACGCAGUUCUGGAACUGGUUUGAUACUCUCAUCAUUUUUGCUGCCUUGACUGCAACGAUACUCAAUGCCACCCUGAAGUCGACUACAAAGUACAACAGCCAACAGGUCCUGGACAUUGUCUUCAUCUUGCGAGUCCUUAGGCUGAUAAGGAUUGUUGACAGCAUUCAAAGGUUCCGUGUGAUCAUGAACACAUUGAUAAACAUCGUCCCAACGAUGCUGACAUUUGGUGGGCUGACUCUGGUUGUGUAUUGUGUAUUUGCUAUAAUUGGCAUGGAGUUAUUCCAUGGGAAAAUUCAGUUCUUCCCCGCCAACUCGAAUGCUCCUCAUGCCCUGGAAUGUGGGAACCCAGCUCUCAAGGAUUCUCUGUUUGCCCGUGGGAAGUACUGCAAGAACAACUUCAACAACUUUGCUUCUUCCUUUAUCGUCCUCAUGGAGCUCACCGUGGUCAAUCAGUGGCAUGUCUUUGCCAAUGGAUUUGCCAAUGUGACAGUUCAGCCUGCCAAGCUGUAUUUCAUUGCCUUCCACAUUGUGAUGGUGAUAAUCAUUGUCAAUAUCUUUGUGUCAUUCAUUUUGGAAGCUUUCUUUGUGGAGUACUCCCUGGAGAAGAGUGAAGUGGAAACAGCUAUUGAACAGAAAAUCCAGGAACUGGGAAUGGGAGUUCAAGAGGAUGAGCUCCAGGAUGAACAGCUCCUGGAUAACAUGGAGAGUGCCGAGCAUGACCUUGACGGGGAAGGUGGAAGGAAGCCACAGUCAAAAGGGCUGGUGUUUAAAAUUGCCUCCAAACGAUACAGGACAGUUGAUGCUCUGCUCCAGCGUAUGUUUGAGGCAGAAAUCCCCCUUGAGGAUGAAGGCCCUUCAUUUGAGGAGAUCCUAAACUUGUCCCCCACUGCUGCUGUACCCAGGAGUUCUGAGAGCACAGCAUAACAGGGGCCA
Messenger RNA from Acanthisitta chloris (rifleman), 2238 nucleotides. Its product is annotated as two pore calcium channel protein 1-like. Lineage: Eukaryota; Metazoa; Chordata; Aves; Passeriformes; Acanthisittidae. Gene Ontology annotation, molecular function: monoatomic ion channel activity. The transcript has 18 exons. Gene Ontology annotation, cellular component: membrane. Gene Ontology annotation, biological process: transmembrane transport; monoatomic ion transport. Bases 106 to 2229 code for a protein of 707 amino acids. The record is from RefSeq and is a predicted model, not a curated record.